UUUUAAUUUGACAAAUGGGUGUCAUUCUCCGCGUUAAAUAGAAGUAGUUCCCCUCCAGACCAGGUGGUGGCGGUAAUGCGCCUCUUUGUUUCCGUGCCAAGCGCCAUUUGAAAACACCCGAAAGAGAAAACUAGUGAGCACGGGUGUCCGAAUUACUUUGAAAAUUCAGAGAACUAUAUAGAGAACUAUAUAGUGCCGCACUAUAUAGGGUUUUAGUAGUUAGGGGUUAGGGCGGUAAUUCGGACACAGGGCCGGUUUCUAAGUGGCUCAUCUUUUCCCUCAACCUCGGAACCGGAAGCUGUCGUUCUGACGCUCACUUCACCGCCGGCUCUCCGGUUACGUUUUGGUUCCGUGAAAGCCCUGCUGUUGUUCGCCGAACCGGUCCCGUAGCCACCCCGCAGCCGCUGCGUGGACCCCGAACCAACGCGGGAAAUCAUGUGGCAGAGCCGGUGAGGCGGCGGGAAGUGGUCGUGGCGGACGCCCGCGUGCCGCUCCGGUCGGUCAUGGAGGACGGCGGGAAGCGCGCAGACCGGAACGGCGAACCGAGUCGGAACACCGGGGACCCGCAACUGGACGCAGCCGUGCAGCGCUGGUUCUGCUGGGACCGGAACCCCCGGACCCGGGCUCAGAUGGACUCCCUCUUGGAUGCGGGCCGGCUGGAUGAUGCCCGGUCCAGACUCUGCGGUCGGUUAAGCUUCGGCACAGCCGGACUCCGGGCGCCAAUGGGAGCCGGGUUCAACCGGAUCAACGACCUCACCGUGAUCCAGUCCACCCAGGGUCUGCACUCCUACCUGCGCAGGUGUUUCCCGGACCUGUGCAGCAGGGGCGUGGUCGUGGGCUUUGACACCAGGGGGCAGCAGGAGAGCGGUUGCAGCAGUCUCAGGUUGGCGAAGCUGACGGCCGCUGUGAUGGUCAGCAGAGACGUUCCGGUCCACCUGUUCUCCGGGGUCGUCCCCACGCCGUACGUGCCGUUCGCUGUGAAGAAGCUGGGGGCGGCCGCCGGCGUGAUGAUCACCGCGUCACACAACCCCAAAGAGGACAACGGCUACAAGGUGUACUGGUGUAGCGGUGCGCAGGUGGCCUCCCCUCAGGAUAAGGAGAUCCUGCGCUGCAUAGAGGAGGAGCAGGAGCCCUGGAGCGCCUCCUGCUGGGACGAGGAGGCGGGGCAGCGCAGCCCGCUGUGCACCGACCCCCUGACCCGGGUCAACAGCUGUUACAUGGACCGUCUGUCCUCCCUCUGCUUCCACAGGGCAGCCAAUGGUGACUCUCCUCUCAGAGUCGUGCACUCCUCCUUCCACGGCGUGGGACACGCCUUCGUCCAGCAGGCCUUCCAGGUGUUCGGCCUGGCCCCGCCCAUCCCGGUCCCGGAGCAGAAGGACCCUGACCCGAACUUCUCCACGGUGCGCUGCCCAAACCCGGAGGAGGGCGAGCCCGUGCUGGAGCUGUCCUUCCGUCUGGCGGAGAAGGAGGACGCCGGGAUCGUCCUGGCCACGGAUCCUGACGCCGAUCGGCUGGCCGUGGCGGAGCGAUGUGACAGGUGUUCCUGGAAGGUGUUCUCGGGGAACGAGCUGGCGGCGCUGCUGGGUUGGUGGAUGUUCUUCAACUGGAAGCAGAACGGCGCCGACCCAGCCGAGGGGCGGAGCAUCUACAUGCUGGCCACCGCCGUGUCCUCCAAGAUCCUGCAGGCGCUCGCCCGCGCCGAGGGGUUCCGCUUCGAGGAAACGCUGCCCGGCUUCAAGUGGAUCGGGAACCGGAUCCAUGAGCUCUCCAGGACUGGGAACCGGGUCCUGUUCUCCUUCGAGGAGUCUAUUGGGUUCCUGUGUGGAGACAUGGUUCCAGAGAAGGACGGCGUGAGCACCGCCGCAGUUGUUGCAGAGAUGGCGGCGUACCUGCACAGGGGGGGGCUGAGUCUGGCGCAGCAGCUGCACAUCAUCUACCAGACGUACGGGUAUCACCUGUCCACCACCUCCUACGUCAUCUGCCGCGACCCCCCCACCAUCCAGAGGAUCUUCAGCCGCAUUCGAAACUUUGACGGCGCCGAAUUGUACCCUAAGACCUGCGGCGGCGUGCCGGUGGUCCACGUCAGAGACGUAACCACAGGUUACGACAGCAGCCAACCCGACCUUCGAUCUACGCUCCCCGUGACCAGGAGCAGCCAGAUGGUCACCUUCCACCUGCAGAACGGUGUCGUGGCCACGCUGAGGACCAGCGGCACCGAGCCGAAGAUCAAGUUCUACACCGAGUUCUGCGCUGCCCCAGGGCAAAGUGACGUGGUCGCGCUGGAGGAGGAGCUUCAGAAAGUCACGGCCGCCCUGCUGGACGAGUUCCUGGAGCCCCAGAAGAAUAAGCUGAUUGGCCGCUGUGUUUAGCCCCGCCUCCUUACCUCUGUUAUUGACAUCACUCGCAAACGAAUGAGAGUCGAAACUGCUUUGCUUUCAGUGUGGUGCAUUAUGGGUAAGUCGCAGCAGGGCCGGCAUGUUUGGUGGACAGAACCACUGAACGUUUUUUUAUGUUUAGGCCCAAUUCAGGGAAGAGACUUGGUUCUAUUUAUUCCAAAGGGGUAAAAGUCCAGAUCCGAGCACCGCCCCCUACCCCGGGAUGCUGUCUGUAACCUGGAGAGACUGUAAACCAAAGACGUGUUCCAUAAACUGUUUGGAUGGAAUGUUUGUAAAUGUUUCUGUAAUGGUUCUUGAAUUAGCUUCAGGUUUUGUUUGUCGUUCUUGUUGGCGUAGGCGGAGCUUCAGGCUGGCGGCGCCGUUGUCUCAGAAGAGCUGCUGCUCUUUAAUAAAACCUGCUGAUCUAA
This is a messenger RNA of Oryzias latipes (Japanese medaka), 2803 nucleotides long. RefSeq names its product phosphoglucomutase 2-like 1 (gene pgm2l1). Gene Ontology annotation, biological process: carbohydrate metabolic process. The record is from RefSeq and is a predicted model, not a curated record. Gene Ontology annotation, molecular function: glucose-1,6-bisphosphate synthase activity; magnesium ion binding; intramolecular phosphotransferase activity. NCBI's taxonomy places the organism in Eukaryota, Metazoa, Chordata, Actinopteri, Beloniformes, Adrianichthyidae. Gene Ontology annotation, cellular component: nucleus.